This is a messenger RNA of Myripristis murdjan (pinecone soldierfish), 1334 nucleotides long. RefSeq names its product family with sequence similarity 110 member C (gene fam110c). The coding region runs from base 1 to 1056 and encodes 351 amino acids. Lineage: Eukaryota; Metazoa; Chordata; Actinopteri; Holocentriformes; Holocentridae. The record is from RefSeq and is a predicted model, not a curated record. The transcript has a single exon.
AUGGAGUCGAGUGGUGAUGUGGAUGCCUCAAAGAUCCUGGAGAAGGGUCCGGAGUACCUUCGAAAGCAAAUGGAGCUGGAGAGCGAGGCGAAAGGAGGCAUGAGUGCCGUGGAGAGGCUUGCCGCAAGCAAACUAAAAUACGUCAAGAGUCAACAGGUGGUCAACUCCACACAGGAGCCAGUGAUCAGUCUGGGAUCAGCCUCUGUGAGUAGCACUGGAUCCUCAAACCGGAGCUCCAACCGUAGUGGCAAACUUGUUCCAGGGAGGAACUUGCCAGUGGUUUCAGGUGGUGCACAAAGCCACUCACAAGGACAGGACAAUGUGGUGCGUCGAUCCAGCUCCAAAAAACGUCCGGAUUCCCUUUUACUUUACCGGCAGAAAUGCGAAUUACUGAAAAGGUCAACAAAUGAUAGAGAUAAGCGGAGUAAAGCUCGCAGGUUACUACUCAGCUCUGUGGAUAAGAAUGUUUCAUUACCUGAGGCAACAGAUAAGGAAUGCAUGUCAGAGGGCGACGAUGUACUUACACCUAAGGGAUCUGCAAAUGAAUGUCAGUCAAAUGAUUCUCACUCUGAGCAACUGCAACAGCAAAAGGUUACAGAUCAAGAAAGCCCACGGGACAGGGAGCCUGUGAGAAAGGCAGCAGUCCUGCGUAAGCCUAAUCACAGAAGAGUGGCUGAGGUGCAACAAAGGAGUCGCACAGGGGUCAGCCGUUCUCACUCUGACAUCAGCUCAAGGUACUCCAAAAACUUUGCAGACUUUGAUGCUUUCUUCAAGUACUGCGGGCUGGACGGCGAGGUCAUCGAGUCCUUGGGCAAGGAGAACUUUUCGGCGCGCUCCGACGAACUGGCCAUAAAAAUCCGGAGUGUCAGCGUCUCAACGUCAGAUGAUGGCUUUUCCAGGAGCAGCGGCGACAGCGACGGGCUCUUGGAAGAGGAGCUACAUGAAAACAUUCGACAGGGGACGUCAGUCAUCGAGCGCAACGCAAGGAUUAUCAAAUGGCUGUACAGCUGCAAGAAUGCCAAGGAGACUGGGAAAAAGUUACGAGAGCUUCAUUGAGACAUUGUUCCUUUUUUUUUUUUGAGGCUUGGAUGUAUUCUUUGCCAACUUCAUGCCUAUUUCACUCAUUUAUCACUUCUAUGCAGGCCAUACUUCAUAUAGCUGAAACAGAUGAACAAGUGAUGAACAUAUUUAUGUACAGGCCUGAUUUAUGACUCGGUCAAAACUGGCUCUUUCUAACAAGCAGCAAUAGGUUAUUCCAGGCCUUUGGUUAUAGAGAACACUAUUUCUGUCUGUGCUCCAUUCUGUGUGUGUGUGUGUGUGUGUGUGUGUGUGUG